Medicago truncatula (barrel medic) is the source of this 2030-nucleotide messenger RNA. Its product is annotated as transcription factor bHLH112. Gene Ontology annotation, molecular function: DNA-binding transcription factor activity, RNA polymerase II-specific; RNA polymerase II cis-regulatory region sequence-specific DNA binding; protein dimerization activity. The transcript has 7 exons. NCBI's taxonomy places the organism in Eukaryota, Viridiplantae, Streptophyta, Magnoliopsida, Fabales, Fabaceae. Bases 214 to 1464 code for a protein of 416 amino acids. The record is from RefSeq and is a predicted model, not a curated record. Gene Ontology annotation, biological process: regulation of transcription by RNA polymerase II. Gene Ontology annotation, cellular component: nucleus.
CUUGUAAUGUCAACCAAAUUCCGGUCAUUUCCGGGGUCCAUAUCCUUCUAACCAUUCCAUAUAUAAAUAUUAUCCCAAUGAGCUUAUAAACAUAGUUGAUUUUGAGUGUGAUAUCAUUGUUAACUCAAAGAAGAAGAGUUCUAACACAGAAACUUGUUAUUGGCAAAAAUAUAAACAUAUAGAUUCUCUUUAUAAAUAGCAACAAAUCUUAACAUGGCAGAGGAGUUUCAUGCUGGAAUUUGUGGUGAAACAUGGUGGAAUAUUAAUAAUUCAACAAGAAGUGUAUUCCCUCUUAUGAUGAAUUCAUCAUCAACAUGUUCUGUUGCAGCUAAUGAUGUAGGAAACUAUAGUACUUGGCAAAAUGAUUUUUUGGGUUUGAAGGAAACAAUAAGAACUUGUUCUGAUAUUGAAGUUAAUAACUUUGAUGUUUCUGAUUGUUCUCUAAGUUUUCUUGAUCCUCAGAAGCCACAAAUCAUGGGUUUUGACCUCUUAUCUCCAACUUCAUCUAAUUGGAAUCAGUCCCUAUUUAAUGAUUCACAAAUUCAAAAGGAGUGGAGCACAAAGAAUUUGUCAUCUACAAGUGGAAGCCAAGUUUCAAGAAUGGAUCAAGAAUUUUCCUUAGAACAACAGAAUAUGAAUUCUGGUUUAUCAUGUGGAUAUCCAAUUGGAUCAGUUAAUAAUUCCUAUAAUUACCCUUCAAGUUUGAUACAAAGUUUAUUUGAUCCAGAACUACAACCUGAACCACAACCACAACCACAAAACUCACUUUUUACCAACCCUUCUAUGUCCUCCUCCUAUUCAUCAUCCUCCAAUGAACUUUCACCAACAUGGACUUCCCUUAUGAAACAUUCAAUGCCAAAACAACAGCUUAGUGGAUUGCUCUUUUCAAACAAUACUCCUUUCUGGAAUGCUUCAGCUGAUGCCCUUAAUGACAUCAGAGCUGGAGUUUUUGUUUCGUCACAACCACAACAUCAAUCUCCUAAUUUUGAAGACAACAAAUUUAAUUCCCCAAAUACUCUAUUAAACAAGCUGAAAAGAGAUAAAUCUCCAGAAACGAAAAAUUCAUCAGAAACUGCAGUUAAGAGGCCAAGAAUUGAGACUCCAUCUCCAUUACCAACUUUUAAGGUCCGGAAAGAGAAGCUAGGGGACCGGAUCACAGCCCUUCAGCAAUUGGUUUCACCUUUCGGAAAGACGGAUACAGCAUCUGUUCUUCAUGAAGCCAUUGAGUACAUCAAGUUCCUUCAUGAUCAAGUCAAUGUUUUGAGCACUCCAUAUAUGAAAAGUGGAUCUCCCAUUCAACAUCAACAGGAUUGUGAUAAUGUGAAUGAGUCAGAAGGGAAAAAACAAGAUUUAAGAAGCCAAGGACUUUGUUUGGUGCCGAUUUCAAGCACAUUUCCGAUGACUAAUGAGACUCCUGUCGACUUCUGGACACCUACUUUUGGAGGUCCACUCUUCGGCCGAUAGAAAAAAGAUUCUACCAGUAGAGUGUAGUUAUGAGUACGACUGAGCAUGGAGUGUAAACUAAUUGAUGACAUGAAUUAAUUAUAUAUUUACAAAAACCUUGCAUGGUGCAAUAGACAAUCCAUUAUCAUCACAUUUACAUUUGUAAGGUAAAAGGAAGAAGACAAGAUAUUGGUAUCCAAAAGGAGAAAAGCUGAAGAGGCAAAAGAAGGAUAAAGGAGGAAUGGAAAAUAAAUAAAUAAAAAAGGAAGUAACACUUCAAAGAUGUUCUGGGCCAUGAUGUGUUUUAUAUAUGAACUAGAAAUUAGAGAUAGGUUGUUUAAGAUUAUACUAGCCCCCAUUAGGUUUUUGUAAUCAAAAGUUAAAGAGGGGCAGGAACAAGUGCUAAAUUCAGCAGCAUUAGACAUUAGAUUAUAGUUUUCUUUGUUCUUGUUUUAUGGCUGAAUUUAGCAUACCUAAAACGCCUUUUGUUCCUGCUAGUCGAUAUAUUUGAGUAGUAUAUAUCUUUUGAAUCAUAUCAUUAAUUAAAGGGGGAUGCACCCACUUUUAAUUUAUUAUUAUUUAGAUUA